AUGAAUUAUGACGAGUUUCCUACAGAGAAUGGGACUGUACCCGAAACUAUCAGGCGGAAGAUCUCGCCCAUGAGCUUCGUGGCUCACAAACUGAGAGAGUUAAAACGACCCAGUCGACUCCGAAGUCGUAUCUUUCUCUCUCUCAUUUUCAUAUCUUCUGUCAUUCUCAUUGUUCUUGGUAAAUGGCAUGCAUAUAAAAUCCAACACUCGGCAUCAUAUCUCGGCUCCUACGUUCCUGAAAAAUUAGCAGGAGCUUUCACGCCAUCCACUAUCAUCGAAAUCUCUGAUUGGGACGAGACUUUCCCAUUCCCCAACAAUGAAACCAGCACGAAUACAGACACAAACCCGAAAUUUCAUCUUAUAAUGCCCGCCCGCAAGAAAUCACUCAAUCUCUGCAAAACGCUCCUCGCAGCAUCUAUCCUAAAUUACCCACCUCCAACACUCCUUGGCUUCAAAUUGGAAUCGGAUGGAAAUGAAAAAGAAGAGAGAGAAAAAGAAACAUCCACAUUGCAAGAAAUACAAGAUACGCUUGAUUUUCUCAAUGGGAAAGAUAUGCAUGAUGAGGAUUUAGUGUUACUCUUGAAUGCGAAUACGUGGUUGCAAUUUCCGGGCGAAAUUAUCAUUGGCAGAUUUUUGCGGAAUAGGAGGGCAGUGAAUGAGAAGUUGCGUGAAGAAUAUGGUGUUGAGAGGGGGACGGAGGUGGGUACUGGAAGAGUUGGAAAUGUGGGAUUACAGAAAUAUACACAGAAAGUACUUUUUGCCGCGAGGAAAAACUGUGCUGUGGUGGAUAGGGCGAUGGGAAAGGUGCGGGAUAUAAAAGCGCUUUGGAGUCGAGCGUGGGAGAUUGCGCAAGAGCGGGAUGGGGAUGGGGAUGGGGAUGGGAAAGAAAGAGAGGGGUAUUCGAUGCAGGAAAUUAUGACGCGGAUUUUUGGAGAACAGGAAGGGAGGAGGGUGGAGAGACGGAGAGCGGAGGAAUGGAGAUGGAGGGGGUGGCUGGGGGGAAUUUGGGGGGGUUGGAUUGUUGGUGAGGGGAGGGAAGGAGGAGGAGGAGGUGGGGAGAGAAAUGGAAAUGGAAAUGCGAAUUGGACAUUGGGGGUAGGAGGAAAUAGUGAGAGAGGGGAUGGAGAUUUUGGCAUCGGAGUAGAUUAUACGUCGGGGAUUUUUCACACAGUGCCGAGAUCGGGGGAGGAAGUGAAGGUUACGACGAUUGGUGAGCUCACCGGGGAGAAGGAGAAGCAGAUUGUGAGAACAAGGGGGGUUAUCAAUGGGCCUGUGAGGGAGAUGAAGUUGUUAUUUGCGGAGUUGGAGAAUAUUCCUGGACCGUUUGAUUUAUGCGGAGUUACGGAUGUGGAUAAAGAAGAAGAGAAAGGAAAAGCAAGAGCAGGGGCAAAAGAAAAAGAAAACGGUCUCAAAAUGGCAAGAGGGAGUAAUAUUUCGUGGGAUUCUAUUCCGCUUCUUAUGUAUGGCGAUGGUGGUAGUGACGGUGUUUUUCCAGGUUUGCGGAUUCCUGGGUCUUUUUUUUUGGAUGAAGAUGAAGAUGAAUAUUUGGAUUAUGGUAUUAGUGGGAAAGAUGGGGAUGGAGGUACAAGUAAAGAGACAGAGAAAGAGAAGAAAGAGAAGAAAGAAGCAGAAGAACGACAAAAAGCAAACGUGGAACAAAAUGUGGUGGAGAAAAUGGGCAAAACAGCUCUGGGAAGAGUGUACGAAGGGGGGGGGAGAACAGGUGUGGGUGGUGGGUGGGGAAGGAAAAAAGGAGAAGGGUGGGAAAAAGGUAGAGGAAGGAGAAGGAGGGAAGAAAGGAGAGGAAGAAAAAGGGGGGGUAUGGAGGGAUGGGAGAGGAGGGAGGGGUGGCGUGUGGACGGGCGAGAGGGUGUGGACUGAAUGGGGGGAGGUUUGUGGGGGGGAGGGGAUGGAUGAGGUUUGGGGGGAAUAAGGGGUG
This is a messenger RNA of Botrytis porri, 1939 nucleotides long. RefSeq lists its product as uncharacterized. Lineage: Eukaryota; Fungi; Ascomycota; Leotiomycetes; Helotiales; Sclerotiniaceae. Bases 1 to 1881 code for a protein of 626 amino acids. The record is from RefSeq and is a predicted model, not a curated record. The transcript is spliced from 3 exons.